AUGGGGAGGAAGAAGAGGAAGGUUGCCGAAAUCAAACCCUUUUGUUAUUAUUGCAACCGUGAAUUUGGGGAUGAAAAGGUUUUGAAACAACACCAAAAGGUGAGACACUUAAAGUGUUUACAUUGCAGUAGAAAGCUUUCAACUGUUUCUGGUUUGAUUGUUCAUAUGUUACAAGUACACAAAGAGACUUUAUCUAGAAUUCCAAAUGCCAUUCCUGGACGUGACAUUCCAGAUAUUGUCAUUAAUGGUAUGAAAGGAGUACCUUCUGAAUUGAUAGAAGAGAGAAUAAAGGAACAAAAUGUAGAAAUAGAUAUCCAAAAAGACAUUAAAAGUUAUAAUCCUCAUGGAAAUAAAAUGAUGGCAUUAAUGAACGAUGUUGCAAAAGAAUUUGUGAAAGAACAUAGUAAGUUGAAAUCUAAUAAUUAUCAGAAAUCCCAAAUUUCUAAAAUUAACUUUCAGAUCUGGGAGAUAUACGUGUUCCAGGAAUGUAUGGAGGGCCGGAAUUCAUCUUCGGAGCAAUGCUUCCCUUUCCAAAUCAAAAACCAAUCCCAGGUGUAA
Molecule: messenger RNA, 558 nt
Organism: Cryptosporidium ubiquitum
Lineage: Eukaryota; Apicomplexa; Conoidasida; Eucoccidiorida; Cryptosporidiidae
Product: zinc finger domain-containing protein
Exons: 2
Coding region: 1-558 (185 amino acids)
Cellular component (GO): nucleus
Source: RefSeq, a predicted model, not a curated record